AUGUCGGGUGAAACCUUAGAUCGUGAAGAGGGGAUGGGAUAUGACGAUCACGGUGUGGGCACAGACGAGCCGUCUACGGAGUUCGUAGUCGUUCGCCCUCUCCGAGGUAACACCCCGGAUGUGGAAGAGACUGGGACCUCUCAACCUUUACCGGUCGAGGAGGGGAAAAAGAAAAGAAAGGCUCCCGAGGCCAGCGAUAAAAAUGAAGACCGUGAUAUCAAGGCCUCUCGGUGCACGCAGGGUUUUCUGAGAGCAGUACGGGAAACGUUCAGUAUUCCUGUCGAAUACGAGCUGUCUUUGGUGCCCGAGGGGCAAAAGCUGAACGACGUGCCUUCUGCGAACACCAUCAUGCUGACUUUGGAGCAUUUGCAGUCCGGGAUCCGGUUUCCCCUGCGCGAGGACUACAAGCAGCUGAGCCGGUACUUCGAGGUUCCUUUGUCUCAGAUUCACCCUAAUGGGGUUCGACACUUCUCUUGCUUCUUGAAGCUCUGUGAGAAGACCGGGGUGGUUCCCAGCAUGAGGUUAUUCUGCUGUUUAUACCUCAUGUCUCUGACGGGCCGGAACCAUUUCGCGUACCUGCGGUUUCGGAGUGAAAGAAAAGCGGUUCCCGGGGGGUUGAUCUCCGGAGUGAUUGAUUCACUCCGGGAUUUCAAAGAGGACUAUUUCCAGAUUUCCCACCCUUCGGCUUUUGAUGGGAUGAGCACCUCGUGGGUGAUCAAAUGCUACAAGCCGGAGAAGUGGUUCCACAUCCCGGGACCUCUAGAAGAUAAAGACAUUGCGAUCCUUCGGGAUGAUGCCCCUCCGGGGAAGAAAGCACAAGCUGAUGACUUGUGUCCAAAGCUUGUUUUUGACUACUGGAAGAAUUCAGUGCCCGGCGCUGGGGUGAACAAUAUUGACCUGGGCAAGUUGGCUGGCAAGAAAAGAAAGAGGCCGGCGAGCCGAGGUGUGACUCCGGCUCCUGCUCCAGUUCCCCGAGCUACCGAGGUGCCAAAGUCACCUGCUGCCAAGGCACCUGCUACCACGGGUGUUCCUGAAGAACCCCUACGGGGUGUUGACGCUGUCCCCCUCCGGGUUCGUUUACCGGAGGGGAUCGAGGUGCCGGUAGGUGCCGAACCGGUCGGGAACAUCCCGUUCGUGAAUUUGGACUCUACCGAGACGGUGGAUGGUCCAGCUCGGGGCCCAGCUGAUCCCCAGGGAGCACCUACCGAGCCUGCCGGUCAAAGCUCCAGGGCUCCGCCGACCCGAGUGCCUGAUCUCCCGGACAUCUCGUCGGGGUCGAGUACUACAGCCCCGGGUCCCCAGACCAUCACUCGGGCCAGCUUUGCCGAGUGGGUCAGUAGGCAUAACGAUGGUCGACCAGCUACCCUGCAUGACCUGGUCAUUGCGGGCGACGUUGCUCGUGUGACCACUCUCCCUGCUGACCGGGAGCACUACAAGUCCCACAAGCCUGAGAACUUGUGGGCUGUAGUUUCCUCCUUCUGCCUCCAGGCCUCUCAGAUGGCCUAUAUGGCCGAUCAAAACCAGAGCAGGGUGGAGAUUGACCUGACAUUGGCCAAAGACCUUCUUCUGAUCGAGAAGAAAAAGGCCCGGGAAGCUGAGAGGCGGGCUUCCGAAGCAGAGAAGAAAGCUUCUGAGGGGGCUGCCCUCGUUGCCACCUUGGAAUCCCAGCUGAAGAGUUCGGAAGACCGCCGAGCUGAGGACCUCGGUGUGCUGGAGAAGCUGCGAGCUGAGGUGACUCAACUCGAGAAUGACAGAGUCCUGGCCCGGGACGAUUUCACCAAACAGCUGGCCGACUUGACAACUCGGAACGAUCUGGCUUCUAAGGGUCUUCGGGAGACCGUGGCCGACCAGAAGAAGCAGAUUGCUGAGAUCACCCAGCGGGCUGAGAAAGCGGAGGCCGAGGUGAAGGAAGUCACAGGCCGGGAAGAGAAGAUUUAUGACGACUUCCGCCGCAUCCUCUAUGUCAGCGAGGUUCAAGCGGGCGAGUAUGUCCGAGGUCGUUUCGGAGCCGAUGUGGAUGUUUCAGACUUUGUUCUGGACAUCGAGGAGCUGGGUCGGCGAGCCAAGGAGCUGCCAGAAGACUAUGAUGUGCCCGCCGACAUCGAAGACUACCUUGCUGAUGACCAGGAACCGGGCUCCAACCCUCCUUAGAUAGUUUUUUCUUUUUUUGCCUUGUAAUUUUUGAACAGUUUUUGUAACUCCUGAAUAUUGAGCUUUGAGCUCUCUUUAUAAGAUUGAAUACUUUCUUUUGUAUAUACUUGUUUUCUUGAAUGAGAUUUCCUUUAUUUUGUAA
Mercurialis annua (annual mercury) is the source of this 2293-nucleotide messenger RNA. RefSeq lists its product as uncharacterized. The transcript has 3 exons. Lineage: Eukaryota; Viridiplantae; Streptophyta; Magnoliopsida; Malpighiales; Euphorbiaceae. Bases 1 to 2151 code for a protein of 716 amino acids. The record is from RefSeq and is a predicted model, not a curated record.